Messenger RNA from Anarrhichthys ocellatus (wolf-eel), 461 nucleotides. RefSeq names its product scavenger receptor cysteine-rich domain-containing group B protein-like. NCBI's taxonomy places the organism in Eukaryota, Metazoa, Chordata, Actinopteri, Perciformes, Anarhichadidae. Gene Ontology annotation, biological process: zymogen activation. Gene Ontology annotation, molecular function: serine-type endopeptidase activity. The coding region runs from base 1 to 402 and encodes 133 amino acids. The transcript has 3 exons. The record is from RefSeq and is a predicted model, not a curated record. Gene Ontology annotation, cellular component: plasma membrane.
AUGGAUAUUUUGCUUUCACUUCAACCAGAUUUGACUACAGUGAGACUGGUCAACUCUAAAAGGAGCUGCUCUGGCAGAGUGGAGAUCUUCCACAACGGCAAUUGGGGGACGGUGUGCGACGACGUUUGGGAUUUGAAUGACGCUCGGGUGGUGUGUCAACAGCUGGGCUGUGGCAAGGCUCUGUCAGCACCAAGAAGGGCACACUUUGGACAAGGCAGUGGACCAAUCUGGCUGGAUGACCUUCAGUGUGCAGGAACUGAGUCAUCACUAAAAGACUGUACACACAGAGGAUUAGGAACCCACAACUGUGGUCAUUCUGAGGAUGCUGGUGUCGUCUGUGAAGGUUUUGCAGUAGGACAUCUGUUAACACCGACCAUUGGACCAAAAACCUGCGAGGACUGACCGAAUGCUGUGUAUAUGUAUUUAAAUAUAUACAAAAUUAAAAUCAAUAUUCACUCUCG